This is a messenger RNA of Merops nubicus (carmine bee-eater), 1528 nucleotides long. RefSeq names its product cytochrome b-c1 complex subunit 2, mitochondrial. Gene Ontology annotation, molecular function: metal ion binding. The record is from RefSeq and is a predicted model, not a curated record. Gene Ontology annotation, cellular component: mitochondrion. The transcript has 13 exons. Lineage: Eukaryota; Metazoa; Chordata; Aves; Coraciiformes; Meropidae. The annotation marks the transcript as partial.
GAAUUCCAUUCUCUUAUGCUUUGUCCUCCAGAAGAGACUUUAUUCACUUAAAGUAGCUCCUAAAGUUGCACCCUCAGCAACUGCAGAACGAGUAAAACUAUCUCCAGAGUCUGAGGAUCUUGAGAUUACCAAAUUACCAAAUGGCUUAGUUAUUGCAUCUCUGGAAAAUUUUUCUCCAGCUUCAAGAAUUGGUGUGUUUAUUAAAGCAGGCAGCAGAUACGAAACUACCAGUAACUUAGGAACUGCUCAUUUACUUCGUCUGGCAUCAAAUUUGACUACCAAAGGGGCGUCUUCUUUCCGGAUUACUCGUGGCAUUGAAGCUGUUGGGGCCAGCCUAAGUGUGUACUCGACAAGAGAGAAAAUGACAUACUCUGUCGAAUGCCUGCGUGACUACGUUGAUACAGUAAUGGAGUACCUUCUUAAUGUCACCACAGCACCAGAGUUCAGACCAUGGGAAGUAAGUGAUCUUCAGCCACAAUUAAAAGUUGACAAAGCAAUCGCAUUUCAGAAUCCUCAAGUUGGAGUGCUGGAAAACUUGCACGCUGCUGCUUACAAGAAUGCUCUGGCAAACCCCUUGUAUUGUCCAGAUUACAGCAUUGGAAAAAUAACUUCGGAGCAGCUUCACCAUUUUGUACAGAACAAUUUCACAAGUUCAAGAAUGGCUCUCAUAGGAAUAGGUGUAAAGCACUCUGAGCUAAAGCAAAUUGCGGAGCACUUUCUCAACAUCCGAGGCGGAGCUGGCAUUUCUAGUGCAAAGGCUGUCUACAAAGGGGGAGAAAUCAGGGAACAGAAUGGUGAUAGCCUUGUCCAUGCUGCUAUUGUAACAGAAGGAGCUGCUGUUGGGAGUGCAGAAGCAAAUGCAUUCGGUGUUCUUCAGCAUGUUUUAGGUGCCGGACCCCUUAUCAAGAGAGGAAGCAACGUUACCAGCAAAUUGUCCCAGGGUAUUGCUAAAGCAACUACCCAGCCAUUUGACGCUUCCGCGUUCAAUGUUAAUUACUCUGAUUCUGGGCUCUUUGGGUUUUAUACCAUAUCCCAGGCUUCAAAUGCUGGUGAGGUUAUUAAAGCUGCUUUGAACCAGAUAAAGGCAGUUGCUCAGGGCAGUGUCACUGAUGACGAUGUCACAAAGGCGAAAAACCAGCUGAAAGCCACCUAUUUAAUGUCAGUGGAGACAGCAGAAGGGUUGCUGAAUGAAAUUGGCUCUGAGUCGUUGAUUUCUGGCACACACACAUCACCAUCUGUUGUUGCUCAAAAAAUCGACUCUGUAACCACUGCUGAUGUUGUGAAUGCUGCAAAGAAGUUUGUCAGUGGAAAGAAAUCAAUGGCAGCUAGUGGGAAUUUGGGAAAUACUCCUUUUCUUGACGAGUUGUAAAACCAAAACUGAGAUGCAGAUUCAAGAUGGACCUGAGUUCUAUGUCAUGUAUGUUCUAAAUUACUACUAACUUGUUAUUUAUGAAUUCAGUUCUUUCAGAAAAUUAAUCUGGAGUAAUUGUGGGCUUACACUCAUCAAAUAAAGUGCUGAGUUCAUACA